This is a messenger RNA of Effrenium voratum, 1653 nucleotides long. Lineage: Eukaryota; Dinophyceae; Suessiales; Symbiodiniaceae. The record is from the annotation of a GenBank genome assembly.
AUGCGAAUUCUCGUCGUCGAAGAUGAUACCGACCUAAACCGUCAGCUUGUCACUGCUCUUGAGGAGGCAGGUUACGUUGUUGACAGCGCCGCCGAUGGGGAAGAGGGCCACUUUCUGGGUGAAACGGAACCCUAUGAUGCGGUGGUUCUGGAUCUUGGCCUGCCGACACUCGAUGGCUUGUCUGUGCUGGAAAACUGGCGCAGGGACGGCCGAACCAUGCCUGUCCUGAUUCUGACUGCCCGUGACCGCUGGUCGGACAAGGUGGCCGGCAUCGAUGCCGGUGCAGAUGACUAUGUUGCCAAGCCGUUUCACAUGGAAGAAGUGCUGGCACGGGUGCGUGCACUCGUUCGCAGGGCAGCCGGCCAUGCCUCCAACGAGCUGAUCUGCGGUCCCGUGCGCCUGGAUCUGAGAGCGGGGCGGGUAACCGUCGACGGCAAUCCGAUCAAGCUCACAUCCCACGAAUAUCGAUUGCUGUCUUAUCUGCUGCAUCACAGAGGUAAGGUGAUUUCCAGGACCGAACUGACCGAGCAUCUCUACGAUCAGGACUUUGACAGGGACUCCAACACGGUCGAAGUGUUCGUCGGCAGAUUGCGCAAGAAAAUCGGGGCCUCGGGUACCGUCUUGGAGAGCCCAGUGACGACUGACCGUGAUGCUGUCGCCAAGGCGCAACAGACAGGUAGUCGUCAGUGGUCUCUCGCGUCCCGGCUGGUCUUUGUUGCGGCCGUCUGGUCCACCAUAACACUUGCAUUGGCAGGCGUUUUCCUCGUCAGUCUUUAUCAGAGCGCAAGUGAGCGAGCCUUUGAUGCCCAGCUGGAAGUUCAUAUCAAGGGCCUCAUCGCCGGAAUGCUGGAAACAGGUCAGAACGGCGGACCGGAAACGUUGAUCCAGUCGGUGGCGGCGCCGGUCUACCGGGGCGAUCCGAGAUUUUCCCUGCCCUUGUCCGGGUGGUACUGGACCGUGCGGCGCGCAGACAACCCGUCGAUAAUGUUUGCGUCCGAAUCGCUGCUCGGUGAUCCGUUGAAUACACCUCCGAUUGGCGACAUGGACAGCAGUGCGGGUUUUGUCAGCGGUCCGACGGGAGAUGAAGUGCGGGUCCUGCAGCAGCGCAUCACGAUCGGAGAGGCCUCCUACGUUAUCGCGGUGGGGGCUGCAACGGCCGGGUUCUGGGCGGACAUUGCAGAAUUCUCGCGGACUGUCACCUUGACGCUCUGCAUCGUCGGUAUUGGCCUCAUUCUCGCAAUUUUCCUUCAAGUCCGGGUUGGCCUCAGGCCUCUGGCAAGGCUGCGCUCCUCGCUCUCGGCGGUUCGGCUGGGAGAAACGGAACGCAUUGAUGAAGCCUUGCCACGCGAAAUCUCGCCUUUGGCAGUCGAGUUGAAUGCGCUCAUCGUCUCCAACAAGGAAAUUGUCGAACGAGCUCGAACCCAUGUCGGAAAUCUCGCACAUGGCCUGAAGACACCGCUUUCAGUGAUCUCCAACGAAGCGCGGGCUUCUCAAGGUCCGUUUGCCGACAAGGUGAGCGAGCAGGCGGCGAUCAUGUCGACCCAGAUUCAACACCACCUCGAACGCGCAAGGAGAUUCCCCAACUAUGAUCCUCGCUGCUUCUCGGUAUGCGAGUCGCAGCACUUGGCCCAGUGUCCGGACUUCUCGAUGUGA